AGCAAAGCAAAAAAAAUAUAAAACGAACUUUUCGUCUUUUUGUUUUUUCGUUCUUCGUUACCAAACUUGAAAAAUCAAACUCAGUUGUGGUAAAGAGAGAGCAGAAAUUUGGGUCAAAGUAAAAUUAAAUCGCAACAAGAAGAUGAUAGAAAAUUGAAAAAUGUCUGAAUAAUUUAACACUGUGGUGUUAGCGUGAAGAACUUAAUGGAUUUCAGCAUUGAACCUCAUCUCUGUUCCUGAUUUUCCAUGGAUGCACAUCGUAAACACCAGGUAUCAUUGAGAGGAGCGAGUGCGAAGGAGAUAACGCGUGAUGAUCUUCUUCAGAAGGUCUCACGGGAAAGAGAGCUUCGUAAUUAUGCAAAACGUGCUGCUUCUGCUGCUCUCUUCAUUCAGAGAGUAUGGAGGCGCUUCAAGGUUACAAAGAUGGUUGCUCUGCAGCUUCAACAGGAGUGGGAGACAUCAGUGAACCGUUAUACUGGGGUGAUGACUGCAAUUUGGAUUUCAAACAAUUUGUUGAGGCCAUUUUUGUUCUUUAUAACCCGUUUCUCAAAUCGGUAUCAGAAGGUCCAUAGCAAGAAAAUAGAUUCUAUGAGGAUGUGCUUUACAAUCUUAUUGGAAAGCUUGAAAUCUCCUGAUUUAAAGCGGAACUUUUGCUUUUUAGCAAUUGGUACAACUGAAGAGAGAAGAAUUUGGAGUUACCAGGCACAGCAUCUUACUUCUCUUGGUUUUUUUAUUCUUUCAGAGUACAGUGAAUACAAUUCAGGGGCUCAAGAUAUUACUAUCGUUACAUCUCUAGCAAUGCGUAUUCUUGUAAUUUUAACUGAUCUAAAAGGAUGGAAAGGCAUUACAGAUGACAACCGCUUAGAUGCAGAUUUAUCUGUGAAAGGUUUAGUUGAGUUCACAGGGAGUAACAAAAGUAGUAGUUAUGUUUCUAUUGCUAGAUAUAUUAGUGCGUUGGAUAAUUAUUCUUCCCAGACAAAAGUUAUCACCCAUGAAAGUGAUAAAUUUUUUAUCACUGCAAGUGCAAUAACUUUAGCUGUGCGACCAUUUUAUCUGAAUUUUUUUGAUGGAGAAAGGCCUGAUAUACUGGAUGUCAACCAUGCUGCUAAGCAAUAUAUUGUACAUCUAAUGACUAUUCCCUGGCUCGUGCAACUUCUCCCACCCGUUCUUCUACCUGCUUUAAAGCACAAGUCUAUUUUGUUCCCAUGUUUUCAGACACUAUUGAUUUUGAAAGAGAAUGUUUUAAUGGAGAUGUCAGAGUUGGCUAAGUCAGAAGUUAUUGUCUCUUUCAAGGAAAUUCCACCAGUUGGUUGGUCUCUCGCUAACUUUAUAUGCCUAGCAACAGGGAAUGAAAAUGACUCUGUAGACUCCAGAUCCUUCAAUCAAGGUUUAGACUGGGCGUUGUAUGUCCAUGUUAUUAUCACUCUAGCAGAAAGUCUACUGGCUUAUCUUUAUAAUAUUGAAUGGCUAAAAAAGAAGAAGAAAUCUUUUCAAACUGAUGUUGAAAGUUUAAUACAGCCGGGGGAUAUGGUUCUGCAUGAGGGUGAAGCAACCCAUGAAUCGUUAAUAAUGUCAUACAUGGAUCAAUUUAGGCCUGUUUGUCAGCAGUGGCAUCUCACAAAUCUUUUGGCAUCAGUGAAUAGUGAUGCCAUUAAGAAGGCUGAGACUUCUAUCUCAAACAGUGUGGUACAGUUGGCGAAGAUAGAUCUUGGUGAUGUUGCACUUUUUUAUUCUAACUUCCUUAGAAUAUUUUCAGCCUUGAGUCCAAUUCGUGGCUCAUUACCAGUUCUUAACAUGCUAUCAUUUACUCCCGGAUUUCUUGUGAGAUUGUGGGGUGUACUGGAGGAUUCCUUUUUCUCUGCAGACAAACAUAUUUCUGAUAAUCACACAAGUGAAAAUGCAAAACAUAAAGAUUUUGAGAAGAUUCCAAAACAGGCAAGUAAAGAUGGAGGCAGUAAGUGGGUCAGCGCCCUUCAUAAAUUUACAGGUAAAUCACAAACUGCAACAAACUGCACAGAUGCCAUUGGCAGUCACGCUGCAACUAGCAAAGUGAAUUUAGAUUCAUCAGAUGUAUGGGACAUUGAACCUAUGAGGCAUGGCCCACAAGGCAUUCCAAAGAAUAUGUUUGCUAUGCUUCAUCUUUUCUGUGCGACCUAUUCUCAUCUGCUUUUAGUUCUUGAUGACAUAGAGUUUUAUGAGAAACAGGUUCCAUUCAAGUUAGAGCAGCAACGAAGAAUUGCAUCAAUGCUCAAUACCCUGGUCUAUAAUGGCUUGUCCCAUGUUAAUGGUCAUCACAGCAGGGCCCUCAUGGAUUGUGCUGUCAGAUGCUUACAUUUAAUGUAUGAAAGGGAUUGCAGACACCCAUUUUGUCCUCCUGACUUGUGGCUUUCUCCUGCCAGAAAAAGCCGGCCACCAAUUGCAGUUGCUGCUAGAACUCAUGAAAUUUUUUCGGCCAACCUGAGAUCUGAUGAUUCAUUAACUUCCCUGAGUGUAGGCUCUGUUAUCACCAUAACUCCUCACGUUUUCCCGUUUGAAGAGAGAGUUGAGAUGUUUCGUGAAUUCAUCAAGAUGGAUAAAGCCUCACGCAAAAUGGCUGGUGAAAUUUCUGAACCCGGUUCACGAGCCAUUGAGAUAGUAGUACGCCGGGGUCAUAUCGUUGAAGAUGGAUUUCGACAAUUAAAUUCACUUGGUUCAAAGUUGAAGUCGUCCAUCCAUGUAUCGUUUGUCAGUGAAUGUGGCCUUACGGAGGCUGGUCUGGAUUAUGGUGGAUUAUCUAAAGAGUUUUUGACUGACAUGUCAAAAGAAGCAUUUGCCCCAGAAUACGGGCUUUUUACCCAAACCUCAACUUCAGACAGGCUCCUAAUUCCAACUCCAUCCGCAAGAUUUCUGGACAAUGGUCUUCAAAUGAUUGAGUUCCUUGGAAGAGUAGUUGGUAAAUCUUUUUAUGAAGGAAUAUUACUUGAUUACUCUUUCUCGCAUGUUUUUGUUCAAAAGCUAUUGGGACGAUAUAGCUUUCUUGAUGAAUUAUCAACACUUGAUCCGGAGCUAUACAGGAAUCUCAUGUAUGUCAAGAGUUAUGAUGGUGAUGUCAAGGAGCUCUCUCUUGAUUUCACAGUUACUGAAGAAUCAUUUGGCAAAAGGCAUGUGAUUGAGCUCAAGUCUGGUGGCAAAGAUAUUUCUGUGACAAACGAGAACAAGAUGCAGUACAUACAUGCAAUGGCAGACUACAAACUCAACCAACAGAUAUUGCCCUUUUCAAAUGCAUUUUAUCGAGGGCUAACCGAUCUUAUAUCUCCAUCCUGGUUGAAAUUAUUUAAUGCUAGUGAAUUUAAUCAGUUGCUUUCAGGUGGCAAUUACGAUAUUGACAUUGAUGAUUUUAAAAAUAACACACGAUACACUGGUGGUUACAAUGAGGGGAGCCGGACAAUCAAAAUCUUCUGGGAGGUGAUUAAAGGCUUUGAACCGAAAGAGCGUUGUAUGGUUCUUAAAUUUGUCACAAGUUGUUCUCGUGCUCCAUUACUUGGGUUCAAAUACUUACAGCCACCUUUUACCAUCCACAAGGUUGCAUGUGAUGUCCCUCUUUGGGCGACAAUUGGAGGACAAGAUGUUGAGCGGCUUCCAUCAGCUUCAACCUGCUACAAUACUCUUAAGCUUCCAACAUACAAACGUCCAAGCACUUUGCGAGCAAAGCUUCUAUAUGCUAUAAGUUCAAAUGCCGGAUUUGAACUUUCCUGAUUUGCUACAGGUGUUCAGUUCUAAUUCAAGGAAUUUGAGAAUAGUGUAUUUGGUCCCUCUACUUUUAGGCCAGGGGCUGUUUUCUCAAACUCCCAGACAUGCUAUUGGUUUAAUUUAGAAGGAUAUUGGAUUAUUGGUUGCUUCCAGAGCCAAACGGAGUACGACUGCAUGCAAACAGACGGUUGGUGCGAUGGUUGUUACUCCAAAAGUCCCCAUUAUCCCAGUGCAUGGAGAUUCUGUUGUAUUUGUUCAUACUGGAAACAAUGUGGUACUCCUAUUUAUUUUAAGCAGGUGUGUAAAUGAAAAAUAAUGAUCGUUACGCCUAAAAAGUAAAUGGUUUAUUAAUUUAUAAAACUAGAACUAGAAUGGCAUAUGUACGUCGGGGUCAAAUGAGUGUUUAAUCUGGUUAUCGUUGUCCAUUA
Messenger RNA from Cicer arietinum (chickpea), 4157 nucleotides. RefSeq names its product E3 ubiquitin-protein ligase UPL7. Lineage: Eukaryota; Viridiplantae; Streptophyta; Magnoliopsida; Fabales; Fabaceae. Gene Ontology annotation, biological process: ubiquitin-dependent protein catabolic process; protein polyubiquitination. Gene Ontology annotation, molecular function: ubiquitin protein ligase activity. The record is from RefSeq and is a predicted model, not a curated record.